AAAAAGAAUAUCUAAGGAGCAAAACACCACCCUCUCUCGAGGGUGUAGCCACCCCGGAUGGGGUUUCUCUAAGUCCGCCCGCCCGCGGUAUUUUUCAAUCCGUCAUCUUAACCGGCCACUCUCAGCCUCACGCACCAACUGCAUACAUCCUCUUUACCAGGCUUCCAAGCCUCUCUACGAACCAGGCCGCCCGAAGUCGGUUCCCUCACUUUUUAACACCGAAAGGUCGAGUCGAGAAUCGAACCCGAGACCAACUGCAAGACCCCAGGUGAGUUUUGUCGACGGUAGUAAAA
Mytilinidion resinicola is the source of this 293-nucleotide messenger RNA. RefSeq lists its product as uncharacterized. The transcript has 2 exons. The record is from RefSeq and is a predicted model, not a curated record. Lineage: Eukaryota; Fungi; Ascomycota; Dothideomycetes; Mytilinidiales; Mytilinidiaceae. The annotation marks the transcript as partial.